Molecule: messenger RNA, 948 nt
Organism: Hemiscyllium ocellatum (epaulette shark)
Lineage: Eukaryota; Metazoa; Chordata; Chondrichthyes; Orectolobiformes; Hemiscylliidae
Exons: 9
Coding region: 49-939 (296 amino acids)
Source: RefSeq, a predicted model, not a curated record
AAGUGCAGGAGAUAAUAUCUCUUAGAAAACCUGCGUUCGGAGCGCAGCAUGAUGCACGAAGCAGACAUUGAAGGUCCUGCCCACUUGUACCCUGAGCUCAAUUGGAGCACCUCGCUAGAAAGGGCAGACUCAGUUGGCCAGGUCCUUGCCAUGUCAGAGACUAUGCCUCAUGAGCCAACGUACACCAACUUCCAUAUUCUCCAGGACCACAGGGAGACGGAGACCAUCUACAACAACUGCGAUAUCCACCGGCAGAGCAGUGGCCGGGCAGGAAGAUCCCAAGGUUGUGGAAGGGAGAUUUCGUGUGGAGGAUGGACCAUUGUUUUGGGAAAAUCCAUGUGGUUGAUCAUCUUUUUUCUCGUGAUGUUUGUUCUGCUUGUGGUUUGCAUUUCGAGAAUUUCGAGGGUGGAACAGAACGUUAGCCCAGUUAACACGACAUUAAAGACUGAACCGAACAAGGAUCAAACUAUGACCUCAAUGAUCCUAGAUGCUGUGGAACCGAUACAGGAGGAAAUAAUGAGCGAACUCGACACAAUUCGAAAAAAUGCCUCAAUGAUCCUAGAUGCUGUGGAACUGAUGCGGGAGGAAAUAAUGAGCGAACUCGACACAAUUCGAAAAAAUGCCUCAAUGAUCCUAGAUGCAGUGAAACUGCUACAGGAGGAAAUAAUGAGCGAACUCGACACAAUUCGGAAAAAUAGGAAUUUUACUGAGAAACAAUGUUUGACGAAAGGACAAUGUUAUCGUUUUACAUCAAAACAGUCUGACCUGAACAAGACAGCUGAAGAAAACAAUGGAACACAGUCUGCAAAGCAGGAGAAUAAGCCCUGUAUUGAUAUCCAGUGCGAGGUGACAUCGGUUAACAACACAGCCACUGCAAGGUGCGUGUUCCACAAGCAGCUGAUUCCAAGGGAUCUGGUUUGCUACACGAUGGAACCUUAACCAACGUGG